Clunio marinus is the source of this 180-nucleotide messenger RNA. The record is from the annotation of a GenBank genome assembly. NCBI's taxonomy places the organism in Eukaryota, Metazoa, Arthropoda, Insecta, Diptera, Chironomidae.
AUGAUUCUUGAACAGCGACGAUUUAAAAUACUUAAACAAGUUCAAUUUUUAUUUUGUCACAAACAUCUGCCUUAUCUCAUUCCUUUGAAACAUUUUCCACUUCAAGCUACAUUCAAUCGAAAUAUUGAACUUAUUAUCGCUAGAGACGUUGUAGGCUUGUUGUUCAAAGUACUUGAGUAG